AUGGUGGUCUUCCCCUCUGCCUGUCUGUGUGGCCCCGCUCGUGCACCCCUCCUUCCUGGAAAACCCUUCCUGGUCCUGUGGGGUGUUCCUGACAAGGGGUGUAUUGGUCGCCCAGACCCCACAGCAUUUGGAAUGGAGUGGGAGGGCAGGGUGGCCGUAUUUUACGAGGACACGCUGGGACUGUAUCCCUAUUUCACAGCCCAAGAUCAGCCCAUCAACGGAGGUCUUCCCCAACACACAAGCCUUGACCUCCACCUCCAGAGGGUGGAGAGGGACCUCGUCUCAGCAUUACCCCAGGCAGGAGCUCCAGGGUUGGGAGUAUUGAGGUGGGAAGAAUGGGCCCCCCAGUGGAGCAGGAACAGAGGGAAACAGUUAAAGUACUUGGCGGAUUCUCGAGCUCUCCUGAGGGCAUUUUUCCCAGACUGGAGCCCUGAAGAGUUGGAAAAAUGGGCUCAGGUGGACUUUGAGGCAGCUGCACAGUCCAUUCUCAUGGAAACUCUGAAGGAGGUCAUGAGGCUCCGCCCAAAGAGGUUAUGGGGUGUGGCUCCAUACCCAGAUUGCUAUAAUUCGGGUCCUGGCCAGCAGCUGGCAAAUUACACGGGGCGGUGCCCAGCUGCAGAGAUGGCCCUUAAUGAUGAACUAAUGUGGCUAUGGAAACGGAGUUCUGCCCUGUAUCCAGUCAUCUCUCUCCAAAAACUCCCAGAAGGUACAAAAGGAGCGUGGCUUUAUGCAUCCAAUCAGAUUCGAGAGUCUCUGAGAUUGGCGGCACUGGCGGGAACAGCCUACGACCUCCCAGUUUUUCCACUAGUCAAAACUACAUACAGCUCCACCAGUGCCUUCCUCUCUGAGGCUGAUCUGGUAAACACAGUGGGAGAGAGUGCUGCUAUGGGGGCGGCUGGAGUCAUUAUCUGGGAAAGAUCCUUCUCUGCAAAAACACAGAGAUCUUGCUCUGAGCUUGCGGCGUACGUGCGAGAGGUUCUCGGCCCGUAUGCCGUUAACGUAACCACGGCAACGCGUCUCUGCGGCGUCUCGCUGUGUCAGGGGCGUGGUCGCUGCGUACGGAAGAAGCCAGAGGACCCCACCUACCUGCACCUUCCCUCCGCCCACUUCAAGCUGCUGCCCGAGGGGGCGGACGGCCUGCGGGCGGCCGGGGAACUCGCACCCGCCAAUAUCGAUGCCUGGAGGCGGGACUUCCGGUGCCAGUGGUUCGAAGCAUUGGAGGGCGCGGUUGCCGAUCAAGAGUCGGGCGGGGCAGAGGCUGUGGGCGCGAGGCAGCCGCCAACGCUGAAACCACCCUCUGUGGUCAGCCAGAGUGAGGUCACGGUUACCACGACGACUGGCGGACAGCAAAUAACGGACAGCGGCUGCCCAGCCCACGCUGUAUCCGUCAUUCUCUUCUCUGCACUUCUUCUGAUCAGUCUCUCAGACUUUCAGGGCUGA
Messenger RNA from Chanos chanos (milkfish), 1440 nucleotides. RefSeq names its product hyaluronidase-2. The transcript is spliced from 4 exons. Gene Ontology annotation, molecular function: hyalurononglucosaminidase activity. Gene Ontology annotation, cellular component: cytoplasmic vesicle. Lineage: Eukaryota; Metazoa; Chordata; Actinopteri; Gonorynchiformes; Chanidae. Bases 1 to 1440 code for a protein of 479 amino acids. The record is from RefSeq and is a predicted model, not a curated record. Gene Ontology annotation, biological process: hyaluronan catabolic process; carbohydrate metabolic process.